CCGCCGCCGCCGAGGCCCGGAAGGGGCCAGUCGCUUCCGUCUCCGCCGGGGAUGCACGGAGGGCGGAGCUGCGGCCCGAGGACGCGACGCGAGCCCAGUUCCGGCGAGGAGGCCGCGCCAGUGACAGCGAUGGCGGCGGAGUCGGCGCUCCAAGUUGUGGAGAAGCUGCAGGCGCGCCUGGCCGCGAACCCGGACCCGAAGAAGCUCUUGAAAUAUUUGAAGAAACUCUCCACCUUGCCUAUUACAGUAGACAUUCUUGCGGAGACCGGAGUUGGGAAAACAGUAAAUAGCUUGCGGAAACACGAGCAUGUUGGAAGUUUCGCCAGGGAUCUGGUGGCCCAGUGGAAGAAACUGGUUCCUGUGGAACGAAACACUGAACCUGAUGAACAGGACUUUGAGAAGAGCAAUUCCCAAAAGCGCCCCAGGGAUGCGGUUCAGAAGGAGGAGGAGAUAGAGGGAGACUACCAGGAAAACUGGAAAGCCUCCAGUAGCCAAUCCUGUAGCCCUGAUCACAGGCAGAAAAAACACAGAAAACUCUCAGAACCCGAGAGAACUCACAAAGUGUCUCACGUUCCAGAGAGGAGAGAUGAGAGAAAGAGGUGCCAUAGAGUUUCACCGGUUUAUUCUUCAGACCAUGAAUCUUCUGAUUAUGGCCAUGUUCAGUCCCCUCCAUCGUCUGCCAGUCCCCAUCAGAUGACCAUGGACCAUUACAGAUCCUUGGAGGAGGACCAUGAGCCCUUUGUUCCACACCAGAAACCUGGGAAAGGCCAUAGUAAUGCCUUUCAGGACAGACUGGGGAUUAGUCAGGACCGACACGUGGGGGAUUCCCAGGGGAAAGGGGUUGUAAGUCAGAACAAGGAGCACAGAUCUUAUAAGGAAAAACGUCCGGCGGAUGCGAGGGGAGAUGGGAAGUUAUCUUUGAGCAGAGAGAAAUCACACAAGGCCAUCUCCAAAGAGGAAAACAGAAGGCCACUCUCAGGGGACAGCACGAAGGAGAAGCUGCCCUCCAGUGGAGUCAAGAAAGAGAAGGAGAAAGAGGGCAGCUCCAAGAAGAAGCUUUUACCCCCCUUGGAAGUUGCUUCAGACAACCACGUUAAAAACAAGCCAAAGCACAAAGAUGCAGAGAAAACCAAAACGGACAAAAACAAGCAGAGUCUCGACAGCUUAGACAUAGGAAAGGGGGUGGGAGACCCGCUGCCCAAGAUGAAAGACCGGGUUUCUAACAACCUAAAGACUUCAGAAGGGAAAGUAAAAUCUUCUCAUUCAGACAGAAAGUCUGUGGGCUCCCUCUCCAAGGUCGAGGAGGCAGAGAUGGACGAUGAAUUUGAGCAGCCCACUAUGUCUUUUGAGUCAUACCUCAGCUAUGACCAGCCCCGGAAGAAAAAGAAAAAGAUUGUCAAAACUUCAGCCACCACUCCUGGAGAAAAAGGACUAAAAAAAAAUGAUUCGAAAAGCACGAAUAAAAACUUGGACUCAGUUCAGAAAUUACCUAAAGUGAAUGAAAACAAGUCAGAGAAACUUCAGCCAGCUGGAGCCAGUUCAGCCAAGCUGAAAAAGGUCCCCAUGGACACCUUGCCAGUGUUGCCAGACCUCCCAUUACCCAUGAUACAGGCCAAUUACCGGCCACUUCCUACCCUGGAAUUGAUGUCCUCCUUCCCACCAAAGCGAAAAGCUCUGUCUUCACCCCAGGAAGAGGAGGAAGCUGGAUUUACUGGACGAAGAAUGAAUUCUAAGAUGCAGGUGUAUUCUGGCUCCAAAUGUGCCUAUCUCCCCAAAAUGAUGACCUUGCACCAGCAAUGCAUCCGGGUACUUAAGAACAACAUUGAUUCAAUCUUUGAAGUGGGUGGUGUCCCGUAUUCUGUUCUUGAGCCCGUUUUGGAGAGGUGUACGCCUGAUCAGCUGUACCGCAUAGAGGAGUACAACCAUGUAUUAAUUGAAGAAACAGAUCAAUUAUGGAAAGUUCAUUGUCACCGAGACUUUAAGGAAGAAAGGCCCGAAGAGUAUGAGUCGUGGCGGGAGAUGUACCUGCGGCUUCAGGAUGCCCGGGAGCAGCGGCUGCGAGUGCUGACCAAGAAUAUCAGAUCUGCACAUGCCAAUAAGCCCAAAGGCCGACAAGCAAAGAUGGCCUUUGUCAACUCUGUGGCCAAACCGCCUCGUGAUGUUCGACGGAGACAGGAGAAGUUUGGAACCGGAGGAGCAGCUGUGCCUGAGAAGAUUAGGAUCAAGCCGGCCCCGUACCCCUCGGGGAGCAGCCACGCCCCGUCGGGCAGCGGCAGCGGCUUUAGCACCAGCCCGGAGGAGCCGGCCUACGACGGCCCGAGCACCAGCGGGGCCCACUUGGCUCCCGUGCUCGGCACUGUUUCCUACGAUCCUAGGAAGCCGACUGUGAAGAAAAUUGCCCCAAUGAUGGCCAAGACAAUUAAAGCUUUCAAGAACAGGUUCUCCCGACGAUAAACUGAGGACUCGCCUGGGAGACGAAACUGGCGGGGAGGAGUACCAGGACAGUGGGGGUUGGGGAAUGGAACUUCCAAAGGAGACCAGGAUCCUUUGCUUGGAGGCACCAUUUGGUCUCCGAACCCUGCCCGGCCCGCAGGUGUUGCCCCUCUGAGCCUGUGCGCGCCGCAGCCGCUGCCUCCCGGCCUGGAGAACACUUCAGAAUUCUGAAGAAGAUGUGAAGCCUCAGUCUUACUGAGGAUUUUAAGGUCAAUUAUACUUUUGUUGUUAAUUAGCUUCUUUGUAAACUAUAAGACAUAGUUUUAAUUAAUAAAUAUUGCCCCCAGAUUGUA
Lutra lutra (Eurasian river otter) is the source of this 2786-nucleotide messenger RNA. RefSeq names its product elongin A (gene ELOA). Gene Ontology annotation, biological process: transcription elongation by RNA polymerase II. Gene Ontology annotation, molecular function: protein binding. The transcript has 11 exons. The record is from RefSeq and is a predicted model, not a curated record. NCBI's taxonomy places the organism in Eukaryota, Metazoa, Chordata, Mammalia, Carnivora, Mustelidae. Gene Ontology annotation, cellular component: elongin complex; nucleus. The coding region runs from base 52 to 2454 and encodes 800 amino acids.